This is a messenger RNA of Xenopus tropicalis (tropical clawed frog), 3244 nucleotides long. RefSeq names its product synaptotagmin 14 (gene syt14). NCBI's taxonomy places the organism in Eukaryota, Metazoa, Chordata, Amphibia, Anura, Pipidae. The transcript is spliced from 7 exons. The record is from RefSeq and is a predicted model, not a curated record. Gene Ontology annotation, molecular function: phospholipid binding; identical protein binding. Bases 368 to 2749 code for a protein of 793 amino acids.
UCUACAUCAACAAGAAAAUGGGUUUGGGGAAAAAUGGAGGAUUCUACAGACCUGGUUCUGAAUUUGGAGCAAAAAGUUGCCAAGGAAAACCAUUUAAAUUAUUUUAAUUUGUUUAAUUUCAACACAAUGCUCCUCAUUCCCAUCAUGAUUUUGACUACUAUGAUAUUGAUAAGACCAUGUAUUUCUUAAGUUUUACAAAAGACUCUCCAUUCAACUCCACAGUUGAAUAUACACCUCCCAAACUAAACAGUUAAUAUAAUGCUGAAUAUAGGGGAGAACUGCUAAGGCUGCUAUAUGUGUGCAAGCAGACAAAGUUACAGAACAUUAGAAUUAUUUAGAGGGUUUCUAACUUCAGUAGCUGUGUACAAUGGCAUUCUUCAAGAGCUUCCAGCAAAGCAUCAGUCUUCCAUCUGUGUCCUCUAUUGUUGGCACUCUAAGCAGUGCGGUGGAUGAUAUCACAAGCGUUGUUGAAGAGGUCAGCAGCAGUGUGGCGGACUCGGUCACUGAACAGGUGACAAGCAUGAUACAUGGUUUGCGUACAGAGGAGGGAGAAAACCAUAUGGCCACAGAAGAGAAUUCGUCUAGGCCAAAUGCAGAAAAUGUAUCACAAGGACCUUCUACGUAUGGCUAUGGAGUUAAUUCAAACAUACCAAACGUUGACAUUCAAACUGACUCUGUAAAUUAUGACAGAUCAGACAGGUCCUCACAUCGCAGGCAAGAACAAAAACAAAACCAUUAUGAUUCACCAGAAUAUUCCAGUAAUGCUGACCAUCAAAGGCAACGCACUUCAGCAGGUCGACAUCAAGAAGCUGAGGACAUGUCUUAUUUAAACUGCGACUUUCCAUCAGAUACAUAUAAGGAUAAGAAAGGGAGGCUUAAACGAUCAAAAGAAAAUAUAGAUGAAGAUAACGAAAGUGAAAGUGGCUAUGGCUUUACAAAUGCUCAUCAUCGUAGUGACAAAUACGAAGCUGGAGGCAAAUCCAAGACCAUUUCUCAUAAAAACACUGACAGUGAAGGAACGCACAAAGUGAAACAAAGGACACAUGGAAAUAACAAAGCAAACUAUGAUUCAGAAGAGAACUCAAAUAAUAUUGAGGGAUCAAAAGAGGUGCGACAUGGUUAUACCAACAAUACACAUUCUAAUAAACAAGAUAUUAACAACCGCAAAGUCGCCCACAAAGAAACUACUCAGAGUGAUAUUAAACAAAGGAGAAAUCCCAGUGAUAAGGAGAAAUCUCCAUGCAAGGGUAAGGACAGAUCAGCAAGUAGGAGGAAAAGCAGAGCUGUAGAGGAAGGAAGAGACAAGAGCAAAUCAAAGAACGUAGGUCGAGACUUUCAUGGGUCAUCAUCAGAAAGUGAAGACGAAGUCCUGGGUAAAUACCAAGAAGCAAUGACGCGACAGCACACCAACCGGAACACCACAGAUAAGCAACAAAACUACACCUGGGAAACAAGGCAGAAAUACAGUCCAUUGUCUGCCGAGUAUGAUGGGUAUAGCAGCGAGGUGUCCGCUGAUGAAGCAAACUGUAUCCAGAGAAUGAGGAGGACACCGCCCCUAGACGAACUGCAGCCACCUCCAUACCAAGACGACAGCGGCUCUCCUCGCCUUUCGUGCACCCCUUCUGAAAUUGGCGACAGCAAAUGUGAACUUUCCCGCUGUAGCAAUAGCCCCAGAUAUUCCUUUACCAAAUGCCCCAGUGAAGGAAGCAUGGGCCAUGAAGCUGAAAGCUUCCAGAACAAGGGAUAUGAAGAGGACGUUCCGAGUGAUAGCACUGCUGUUCUAAGUCCAGAAGAUAUGUCAGCCAGAGGAUCAUCUUCACAGCUUCCUAAAUCUUUUGAUCCGGAGCCAGUAGCUAAAUACGGCACUUUGGAUGUAACUUUUGACUAUGAUUCACAAGAACAGAAACUUCUAGUUACGGUGACAGCUGUCACAGACCUGCCCACACACAACAGGACAGGGAAUAAUAAUUCGUGGCAGGUCCAUCUCGUGCUGCUGCCUGUGAAGAAGCAGAGGGCAAAGACCGCCGUCCAAAGGGGGCCGUGCCCGGCCUUCACAGAAACAUUCAAAUUUAAUCACAUUGAGUCAGAAAUGAUUGCAAAUUACGCAGUGCGGUUUAGACUGUACCUGGUACGGAGAAUGAAGAAGGAGCGCAUGGUGGGGGAGAAGAUCUUUUACCUCACAAAGCUGAAUCUGCAAGGAAAACUGUCACUCCCGGUGGUACUGGAACCUGCCUACAGUCUAUCAGGCUGCGAUUCCCAAAUGAGCAUGUCGGAAAUGUCUUGCACAGAGAGCACCUCCUCCUGCCAGUCACUGGUCCACGGCUCGGUUCCCGAGAUACUGAUCGGCCUGCUUUAUAAUGCCACCACUGGAAGGCUCUCCGCUGAAGUGAUAAAAGGCAGCCACUUCAAAAACCUGUCAGCCAACAGGCCUCCCAAUACCUAUGUAAAGUUAACCCUGAUGAAUUCCAUGGGGCAGGAAAUGUCAAAAUGUAAGACCUCUAUCCGACGAGGCCAGUCCAACCCGCUGUACAAGGAGACCUUCAUAUUCCAGGUUGCUCUCUUUCAGCUCUCAGAAGUGACUCUCAUUUUGUCUGUCUAUAAUAAACGCAGCAUGAAGCGCAAGGAAUUGAUAGGCUGGAUAUCCUUAGGUCUGAAUAGCUCAGGCGAUGAACAGCUUAAUCAUUGGACUGAAAUGAAGGAGUCGAAAGGACAGCAAGUAUGUAGAUGGCACACGCUGCUGGAAUCCUAAUUGCGAUCAGAACCUCUCUUGUGACUCAAGAGGAAUCAUCUGCUCUUUGAAAGGACUCGAUCUAAUUUAGCCACCUGCAGAAGAUCUCCGGUGGCUGCUAAUAGGUUUGGCACGCUGAGCCAGGCUGCGAACGCAGGGGGGAAAGGUUUUAUGCUACAGUGUGUGCAUUUCUGCGUCGGAGCAAAGAUGGAACAUCCACAGCAGACCCAGUUAUUCCCAGAACUUCCUUAGGUGCUUAUUUUCAUUCGUUUUCUUUUUUAAACAAAUCUGAACACCAGCUUUACAGCUAAAGUCUUUCUAUACUUCAGUGUCGGAAGCGCUUCUAUAAAAAAACAAAAACAAGAUAAAUUACAUUUUGGAAUAUUGUUAGGAAGACGAGAGAUAAAAUUUAGAUUUUUUUGUGUUUUUUUCCUAUUUCUAUUGUUUCUUUUAAUGUGCGAUGUGUUGCAGACACUUCAAAAGCACACGAUAUCUAAAAUAAAAAAAAAUCAUGGA